GCGGGGCGGGUAACCGGCGUGCGGGCGGAGCAGACAGUCGUGUGCCGGUCGCGAUGGGAUGUGGUGCGUCCACGGUUUGCAAGCAAUCGGAGGCCGACGCAGAGAACAGUCUAGAAAGAAAACGCAAGAUAAAGGACAAUUGGAAAAGCAACAAUUUAAAUAUAAUUGAUGAUCUACAUAGAUCCAAAGUGUUGGAGAAUGGAUCAAUUGCAUUGCCCAGAGCAAUACAACACUCCUUGCCACCUUUAAGGAAAGCAAACGGGACAAUACUGUGGAAUGGAUUUAAUGAUGAUUUAGCACUUACUGCGAGCAGCUUGCUGAAGAAAAAUGGACCAAUAAAUGAAAUCAGGGAGAGACCAAGAUCUGUUGAAAUUCUGCAAGAACUUUUAGUUCAAGGGAUCUUAAAUCGGACUCAGAAUGAAGAAUGGCAGGAAGCUCACAGUCCUCUGCUUGUUGUGAAGUCAACUGAGGGAAUGCUAAAGAAGUUUCCGUCCAGACUCGAUAAGUUAAGGAAUGAAACAAUUAAACAAAAUAAUGUAACAAUAGAGGAUAUUGAAAACAAAAUGAUGGCAGAAGAUGAAAGAAGAAAGAUGAAAGAAGUCAAGCUAAAGGAAAGACUGAGUAAGUUUAAUUCUUCAGUAUUGACAAUCAAAGACCAAUCUACUGGAAAGCCAACAAUACCUGACUCUGCAAAAAAGGAGGAAAAUGUUGAGGAAGUAACUAUCGCACAGAAAGAAAUUCAGCAGGAAAUGCAGGAGGUGUUGAAGGGAAAAGAGAGCAAUGAUGAAGUGAAUGGUAGGAAUGCAUCAAAUGAGCAGGAGAACAUGGUUAAUUCUGCACAGAGAGGGGAGGCAGUAGAAAUAGAUGAUGGCCAUUAUUUGACAACAAGACAAGUCGAGAAAGUAAUUGUGAACACAAGCUGAAUCAAUUUCACAAAUCAUUCAUCAAUUUCUAAAUGGCUUGCUUGUGUCAAUGGAUUUUUGUGUUCCUUUUUAAUAUGAUCUUGCACAGUCUUAAACUAAGAAUUGCCAAAUUCUGC
Messenger RNA from Hypanus sabinus (Atlantic stingray), 1039 nucleotides. RefSeq names its product stathmin domain containing 1 (gene stmnd1). The transcript is spliced from 5 exons. Lineage: Eukaryota; Metazoa; Chordata; Chondrichthyes; Myliobatiformes; Dasyatidae. The record is from RefSeq and is a predicted model, not a curated record. Bases 54 to 923 code for a protein of 289 amino acids.